AUGCAGGAGAAGAAGAGGCGUGCGAGAAACCUAGGAGAUGAUGCUGAGGCACUUGACGGUGGUAGACUUUACAGAAUAGAUGUUAACGCAAGUGCUCUUGAAGGCACCACGGCUGUUGUUGCACGCAACAUUCCUCCUCAUCAUGAUGCCUCUGCGACGACUCCGAUAAAUGCUUAUCCCAUAGAAAAGAUCAUCGACAGUGGAGAAUGGGACUUCCUCCCAGAUGUUUACAGGCUUCUCGGACAGGAAGCCGGAGCAACAACCGAUGCUUAUCCUGUAUUUGUCCGCAACAGAUUGGACAUGGUGCGAGAUAUCAGGGACGAGGCAGAGAAGCAAACGGUUUGUAGUGUCUUAUCGUUACUAACCCAUCUGGUUAAGUUCAAGGACCUGAAUUCAAUGAAUGGCUUCGAUUCCGCUAAAAACCACAAGUUUCCGCCGAUCAUACGUCAGAAAUGUAAGACCUUGUUCAAGGAUUCUGACGUAGAGAGGAUGCCUGCAGAGAAGAUCAACCUCCUGAUAAGUUACGUUCUUGUGCUCGUCCUUUACGUGGAUAGGUUCAAGACCGACCCAAAAGACAUUGCUACGGACCUGAGGAUGGACAAAUUCGUUCUGAGGAAUCAAUUUGAGAACCUUGGAUGCAAAUUCUCGCGCGAGAAUAAAAAUUCUCUUGCGAUCUUACCGGUCCCUCUCAAGUUCCCGCCAGAGAAUAUGCGGAAGAAAAGACGAUUUAGAUGA
Molecule: messenger RNA, 735 nt
Organism: Thlaspi arvense
Lineage: Eukaryota; Viridiplantae; Streptophyta; Magnoliopsida; Brassicales; Brassicaceae
Source: the annotation of a GenBank genome assembly